UUAAUCGGCGAUGUCGCACGUGCAGUACGUGGACGAGCUCGUCAAGGAAUAUCUGAUAUUCCGAGGCUUUGGGCAAACAUUAAAAGCCUUUGAUGCCGACCUCAAGGCCGAAAAGGAGAAAGGCUUUCGAGUACGACAACACGUUUGUUUUGGUUCGCGAGUGCGAUGCUCCUUGUUUAUGCCCAUUGUUUUCUUUUCAAAUUUUAACAAUCGCAUGGAAUUGUAUGAGUGGUCUUUCUUUUGAACAAUAAUUUCAUUUCGGGGAAAUCGCUGUGCGAGACAGUGUUAUUGAUUUUGUUUUUUGGUCAAUGUGUCUGUUAUGUAUCACAUUAAGUACAACAGAAUAAAGCUAUGAUAUGACUCAAUUAAUGAUAAGUAGACAAAAUUGUUGAUCAGUUUAUGCAACAAAUACAUACAUACGAUUUGACUUCAUUGAGGGAACUUUGGGGUCACUUAGACACAAGAUUGUUUUCAAGAUUGGAAAAUCAUUUUGUACCUGGUAUUCGCAAACUAGAAAAUGCAGUUCUUAAAAUGUACAUUGUUAAUGCCAUUAUUAAUAAUAAGCCUGACAGAGUUCAAGAGUUUUUUACAAAAAUGACUCCAGAGUUACAAGGACAUUCCGAAUGGAGAGAAUGGUUUGCUCUUCCAUACAUAAAGAAUCCAGAGGAGAAUCCUUCUUUCUCUGUAUAUUUUAGUAGACAAUGGCAAGAUACAAUGUUAGUUUCAUUACACAACUUUUUAGCAACUAUCUUCCAAUGUAUGCCAAUGCCAACACUUCUAAUGAUAGAUGAAGAUACAAAUAAAAUUAGAAGGCUGCAAGAAGAAAAUGAAAGGCUACGACAAAGGCUUAGUGAGAUUAUGAAAAUAGAUUCAAUUUUAGAAGUAAAUGCAGGACCAACACCUCAACAACCUCCUUUAAUGGAUGAUUUUUAUAUAAUUGCCCAAGAAUCUCCUAUAGUAGAUAAUCCUAAAACACUAAGAAAUCUUAUAAGAAAUAUUGGUGGAGGUUCAAGUCCAAUACUUAGCCGAAAGCCCAUUGGAAGUGUAAAAAAACAUUCUGAUGUAGAUGCAAACAUAACUAAAAGAGCAAAUACCAAAGGCAGGCUUACCUCAUUGAGUAAAUCUGAGGCUGUAGCAAAAAGGAGUACAAGCUGUGAUUCGAGACUGACUAGAAAAAGGGAUUCUUCUGUAGAUGCUAGCAGAGAGUCCAAAAUUAAGGAUAGAUUAGAUGGAAGCUACAUUCUUCUAAGCCAAGAAGAAUAUUCUGAACAUAAAACAUCCAUUAUUCAAUGUAAGAGCAAUGCCAGUGGAUCAUAUGUCGCCACUGGAGAUGCAGAUGGUGUUAUAAAAAUUUGGACACCUAUUCCAUGGCCAAAAACUGUAGCUACAUUCACUUCUUCAACGGCAAAUUCAAAUAAAGCAGUGACUGCAUUGGACUGGAUCUCAAAAAACGAACGUUAUUUCAUUCACGGAGACAAUAACGGGGCUAUCCAACUACACGACACGCGUGACUGUAAAACCAUUUGGGAGAUCCAGCACGAGGGCUCGCGAAUCGUUUCUCUCGUAUGCAAUCCUACAGACUCGAGUUUUGUGUGUUCUGUUUCUGAUUCAGGUGAAGGCAAACUUUUGUUAUACAACAUCAAAAUGAAGAGGAUUGAGAGAACAUUACCACUAGAGAGAAACCUCACUGCUCUCUGCUCUAGUUUUAAUCACAAUGGUCAACUCCUUGUGACUGGACUAUCAAAUGGCAACGUAUUAAUUCAUGAUCUAAGAAGAAAUGAAAUCAUUGAUAAUCUCAGCUGUCAUUCCAGUCCUGUAAUCGAUAUCGAAUUAACCAACGAUUUUACGAAUAUUUGUGCAUUGGGAGAAGAUGGAAAAUUGUGUCAGAGAAGUCUCAGCCAGACUGGCAAAGUUGUGUGGGAAACAAAAAUCAAGAUUGAGAAAAAUUCUGUGCAUGGAAAGCUUUUUACUUUUGAUCAAUCUGGUGCACAUAUGCUGCUUUGCACACAAAGCGGGGGCAAUAUUUAUAGGAUGCCACCAAGUCCACAAGCAAAAAUUUUAGAAUUAAGUGGACAUAAAGGAACACUUUGCUGUGAUUGGUCUACUGCUAAUCAAUCUGGCACAUGUAUAACUGGUGGGGCUGAGGGUAAAGCACGAGUUUCAACAUUACUCUCGCCAUGAUAUAGAAAUAAAAUCAAUAUUUGUAUAAACUCUUAGUGUAUAAAUAGAAAGUAGGGAAACUUGACAUUGUAAAUACAGUUAGGUAACAUGCAAAUGUGUCACACAGUGAAAUAGAUAUUUAAUUUAAAA
Messenger RNA from Phymastichus coffea, 2310 nucleotides. Its product is annotated as WD repeat-containing protein 91. The transcript is spliced from 8 exons. Lineage: Eukaryota; Metazoa; Arthropoda; Insecta; Hymenoptera; Eulophidae. Gene Ontology annotation, biological process: early endosome to late endosome transport. The coding region runs from base 400 to 2181 and encodes 593 amino acids. Gene Ontology annotation, molecular function: protein binding; phosphatidylinositol 3-kinase regulator activity. The record is from RefSeq and is a predicted model, not a curated record. Gene Ontology annotation, cellular component: extrinsic component of endosome membrane; late endosome membrane; early endosome membrane.